Molecule: messenger RNA, 1053 nt
Organism: Anisakis simplex (herring worm)
Lineage: Eukaryota; Metazoa; Nematoda; Chromadorea; Rhabditida; Anisakidae
Source: the annotation of a GenBank genome assembly
AUGUCAUCACCUCGACCUAAAGAAACGAGGAAACAGUCUGCGAGAUCGGUAUUCUGUGCGCUGGCUGCAGGCGCUGUAGCGGGUGCAGUUGCGAAGACAACCAUUGCACCGUUGGAUAGGACGAAAAUCAACUUUCAAAUUUCCAGUCGACGCGGUUACUCGUUCAAAGCGGCCGUCAAGUUUAUCAAAUUAACAUAUCAAACGACCGGAUUCAUCUCGUUAUGGCGAGGCAAUUCGGCCACGAUGGUUCGAGUUAUUCCGUAUGCAUCAAUUCAGUUUGCAUCACAUGAGGAGUACAAACGAAUCAUGCGGGUUGAUAAGGACGGAGCUCGGACACCAGUGAAGCGAUACGUGGCUGGCUCGUUGGCCGCAGUAACGGCGACAAUUUGUACAUAUCCACUGGACACUGCAAAGGCACGAUUGGCUACAUCAACGAAGGCUGAAUUCGUUGGUUUGGUGGAUGUUUUUGUGAAAAAUUAUCAACGACAUGGAAUUGGAACAUUCUAUCGAGGAAUGUGCGCAGCAUUAGCUGGUGUUAUACCGUAUGCUGGUGCUAGUUUUUUCACUUUUGAAUCGUUGAAAAUUCUCUACCAAGAAAGAACGGGUCAUAUAGUAUCGCCAAUUUAUCGGUUACUAUUCGGCGCUUUCGCUGGACUAGUUGGGCAGUCGUCGUCGUAUCCGUUGGACAUCGUUCGACGGCGUAUGCAAACUGGUCGUUUACCAGCGGGUCAGAAUAUGCUCGUUUCGUUGUAUAAAAUUUAUAAGAGUGAAGGUAUCAGACGUGGUUGGUAUAAGGGUCUUUCAAUGAACUGGGUCAAGGGUCCAAUCGCAGUCGGCAUAAGUUUCACGGUUUAUGAUUACGCAUUAAUGUAUAUAAAAGCAUUAAUGAGAGUCGAGCAACACUUGGAAGAAGUGGUUAUAAAGAAGGUCGAAGAAGUGGAACAUUCUUGGAAUGGACAUCAUCAUAAUAGCAGUUUUGAGAGUGAUAACAAUCAUAAAGAUAAUAAUAUUGUUAUUGGUAAUGUUAAAGAUUCAGCAAAACAAAGCUCGUAG